CUCACAUACGCACACACAGUUCACACUGUCACGCUGUUCUCUGGCACUUUGUGCUGAAACAAAUCUGAUUGACGGAAAAAUAAAGUGGGAAACCAGAAGCACUGCAGGCCUUCUGCAAGCUUCCUGUCUCACUUGACAAGUUUCUAGCCACAGGAGAUCAAGGCAUGCCAGAGGAUAAAGUUAUGUCCACAUCAUCCACUCACAUUGUGUUGAUCCUUUUUUUCUUCCUCGUGUUCCUAAUUGUGGUGCUGAUCAUCUUGUACAAGAAGUUGAACCGGGAGACAAAUGGAGAAUACACCAUCCGGCGCAUGGUGUAUAAGGAAGGGGGGAUCAGGGAUUGGAUGAGAGGUUCAAUAAUGGUGCUGGAAACACACCUUGGAGUCCGGCUGUGGCCUCGAGGGGACGAGAAUUCAGAUGGAGAAGAAGUGGAGGAAAUGCAAGAUGAGGAAAAGAAGGUGGAAAACAGGAGUCCCAGGAGUAGCACCAAGGGGGCUGAGCAAGAGGAGAAUGGUGUGGCAGUUUGUGGUGAAAUGAAGGGAGAUAAAGGAGACACUUCAGAUGACACCUCAAGUUUGGAGAGUUUGAAUGCAGAGGAGCAGACCAAGCUUGUAAAUCAGCCUGAAAUGGAGGGGGAAACAGAGGAAAUGGGGGAGCAAGUAGAAGAAAAAGAUAAAGGCGAAGUGAGUGGAGGGACUGGUUUGUUGAUAGACCUAAAGCAGUUUUCUGGAAGUGCCAUCUGGUCUGAGGAAAACAAAGAGGAGGGUAAGGAUAGUGAUGUGACUGCGCUGUGAAAAAAAAAAAAAGGAAA
Thalassophryne amazonica is the source of this 808-nucleotide messenger RNA. RefSeq lists its product as uncharacterized. The record is from RefSeq and is a predicted model, not a curated record. Gene Ontology annotation, cellular component: plasma membrane. The transcript has 3 exons. NCBI's taxonomy places the organism in Eukaryota, Metazoa, Chordata, Actinopteri, Batrachoidiformes, Batrachoididae. Bases 165 to 791 code for a protein of 208 amino acids.